Molecule: messenger RNA, 1365 nt
Organism: Striga asiatica
Lineage: Eukaryota; Viridiplantae; Streptophyta; Magnoliopsida; Lamiales; Orobanchaceae
Source: the annotation of a GenBank genome assembly
AUGUCCAACUCCAAAAUUGACAUAAUAUCAAAAUCAACGGUCACAAUCCCACCCCAAGCAGAACCAACGUCCCAGAUCAACUUAACCCCGUGGGAUCUGGAGCUUCUAUUUCUCAAGUACAGCCAAAAGGGCCUUCUCUUUCUCAAGCCCAGCCCACAAACUGAACCCAUUACCUCCUUAAUCCAACGCCUCAAACAAUCACUCGAGCAGACCCUCCAUUUCUUCCCUCCCCUCGCCGGCCGCCUCGCCUCCGCAGCCGAAUCCCGCCGCUUCUCCAUCGACUGCAGCCCCGCGGGAGGCGGAGGCGCGCUCUUCGUCCACGCCGCCGCGGAUCUCUCCGUCGCCGACAUCCUCCGGCCGGCGUACGUCCCCGCCGCCGUCCGAUCUUUCUUCCCCCUCGCCGGAGCCUGCAACAUUGACGGCGUGUCCCUGCCGCUGCUGGCGGCCCAGGUCACCGAGCUGGCCGACGGGAUCUUCGUCGGCCUCAGCAUCAACCACCUCCUCGCCGACGGGACCUCCUUCUGGCACUUCCUCAGCUCCUGGGCCGAGAUAUCCCGCGGCGGACCCGUCGUCCGGUUGUCCAAACCGCCGUCUCUCGACCGGGGCCGGCUCACCCUCGACCUGACCGGAUCCGCCGGGGUCGACAUCUCUGACGCACUCCACCUGCUCGACGAAAGUCCCGAACCACCACCACCAAAACCGAGCUUCCUCCGCGAAAGGAUUUUCCGUUUCUCCAAACGCGCCGUGGCCGGUCUCCGGGAGAAAGCCGGCCGGGAAGCUGCCGGAAUCAAAAUCUCAUCCCUCCAGGCGGUCGUGGCCCACGUUUGGCGGUCCGCCAUACGCUGCCGUUUUGGCGGGAAAAGUCCGGCCGCCCGUGGAACAACUACGUCGUUCGAGAUACCGAUCGGCGCUCGGGGGCGACUCGACCCGCCCCUACCCGAAGGGUAUUUUGGGAACGCAAUUUUCCCAGGGAUCGUGACCUUGAAAAUCGACGACGUGUUGGAGAACGGGUUGGGCUGGACGGCGGCCGAGAUAAACAAGAUGGUGGGCUCCUUCAAUGGGCCUAGUAAGGUGAAGGAGGUGUAUAUGGACUGGAUAAAGAGGCCCAACCUGCAGAGGCUGGACCGGCUACCAGAAAACUACUUCAUGUUGAUAAAUUCGCCGAGGUUUGAUGUUUACAGCAACGAUUUCGGGUGGGGGAGGCCGGUGGCGGUUAGGGGCGGCGCAGCCAAUGCUUUCGACGGCCGGAUAACUAUUUCGCGGGGUUUGGAGGAAGGGAGUGUGGAGAUUGAGGCGUGUUUGGCUGCGGAAACUUUGACUGGUUUGGAAGAGGAUAAGGAGUUUUUGGAGUAUGUGGAUUCGUAG